This is a messenger RNA of Pecten maximus, 1089 nucleotides long. RefSeq names its product vicilin-like seed storage protein At2g18540. The transcript has a single exon. Bases 1 to 1089 code for a protein of 362 amino acids. The record is from RefSeq and is a predicted model, not a curated record. Lineage: Eukaryota; Metazoa; Mollusca; Bivalvia; Pectinida; Pectinidae.
AUGACAACGCGAGAAGACGCGAGACAACGCGCGAAGACGCGAGACAACGCGCGAAGACGCGAGACAACGCGCGAAGACGCGAGACAACGCGAGAAGACGCGAGACAACGGGCGAAGACGCGAGACAACGCGCGAAGACGCGAGACAACGCGCGAAGACGCGAGACAACGCGCGAAGACGCGAGACAACGCGCGAAGACGCGAGACAACGCGCGAAGACGCGACAACGCGCGAAGACGCGAGACAACGCGCGAAGACGCGAGACAACGCGCGAAGACACGAGACAACGCGCGAAGACACGAGACAACGCGCGAAGACGCGAGACAACGCGCGAAGACGCGAGACAACGCGCGGAGACACGAGACAACGCGCGAAGACGCGAGACAACGCGAAGACGCGACAACGCGCGAAGACGCGAGACAACGCGCGAACACCCGACAAAGCGGGAAGACGCGAGACAACGCGCGAAGACGCGAGACAACGCGAGAAGACGCGAGACAACGCGCGAAGACGCGAGAAGACGCGAGACAACGCGCGAAGACGCGAGACAACGCGAGAAGACACGAGACAACGCGCGAAGACGCGAGACAACGCGCCGAGACACGAGACAACGCGCGAAGACGCGAGACAACGCGCGAACACCCGACAAAGCGGGAAGACGCGAGACAACGCGAGAAGACGCGAGACAAGGCGCGAAGACGCGACAACGCGCGAAGACGCGAGACAACGCGCGAAGACGCGAGACAACGCGCGAAGACGCGAGACAACGCGCGAAGACACGAGACAACGCGCGAAGACGCGAGAACGCGCGAAGACGCGAGACAACGCGCGAAGACGCGAGACAACGCGCGAACACCCGACAAAGCGGGAAGACGCGAGACAACGCGAGAAGACACGAGACAACGCGCGAAGACGCGAGACAACGCGCGAAGACGCGAGACAACGCGAGACAACGCGCGAAGACGCGAGAAGACGCGAGACAACGCGCGAAUACGCGAGACAACGCGAGAAGACACGAGACAACGCGCGAAGACGCGAGACAACGCGCCGAGACACUAUACAACUCUCUAAUACACUAUACAACUCUCUAA